AUGAAAGUUGUGAAGCGUUGUUGUCUUCUGCUGAGCUGCUGGACUCUCAUUUACCUGCAUCCCGUCCUCGGUUCACUCAGCCGGACCAGACCGACCGAGCAGCACCUCCACCGGCUCGGAGAGGCAGCGGAGCGCGGGGGAGGAGAGCAGGCUCACCGGAGAACCGGAGGGGGGCUCGGUGGGUCCACAUUAGCAGCAGGCAGUAAACCAGUCACAGCUUCUGGGACCUGGAAAUCAUCACCGGUGAGUCCGGCGAGGAUCACGCGGAUCCGCGCGGGUCCACCGUUAAUUAAGGGCGAGACAACCAUUAAAAGCAAACUGUCUGCGUCCUCAUCCUCAUCACCGGGCAGCCACCGGGCCGUGCCGGGCGGCCACCGGGCUCAGCUGCAGCACCGGGACAGAGGGGCAGGGUUGGGGCGCUCCUGGUCACCCGGCGGGCACGCUGCUGCUUUCAGCGCACAUGCAGCAGUGAAAGGAGUCGGGGUUGCGGCUGGUGGAGGAGGUGGAGGACCAGCGGGGAAAACUUUGGGGAAAGUUGUUUCCAGAGCGGGUGCAGCAGCUCCAGUGCGCCCCGGGCCUCAGAGAGCGGCUCCGGCGGCGCAGCGGGGGGCCGACACCAGGAGCCCCAAACUGAGCGACCCGCAGCACAAAGAGCCGCUGGUGAUUCCUCACGACUACAUGCUGUCUCUGUACUGGUCUCUGUCCACCGGGGACCUGAACAGCAGCGCUCUGCAUGCAGCAGGUCUGGCCAACACCAUCACCAGCUUCGUGGAUAAAGGGCAAGAUGAUCGCGGGCCCCAACUGAGACGGCAGCGGUAUCACUUCAACAUCAGCUCCCUGGAACGAGACGGGCUCCUGGGGGCCGAGCUACGCAUCCUGAGGAAACGUCUGUCUGACCCCCGCAAAGCCUCCAUGGCAGCGCUGGGAUCCACAGCCGCCGAUGGAGGAGGAGGAGGAGGAGGAGGCGCGUCCCCCUGCCUGAAGCUGUACACCUGCGCCUCAGCUAAACAAAAGUCUGCUCUGCUCCAGACCAGGACCGUGGAGGAUCUGAGCGGCGGAUUCAGCAGCAAAUGGGAAGUGUUCGACAUAUCAAAAGUCUUCAAGGGUUUCAAGAACCAGCAGAUCCAGCAGCUGUGCUUUGAGCUGGAAGCCCUGGAGCACCGAGGCGGUCGGCCCACGGAUCUGCGCUCUCUGGGGUUCGCCCGACCGGGACGGACCAACAAGGAAAAGGCCUUCUUCUUGGCGUUCGGCAAAAGCAAGAAACGCGACCUUUUCUACAACGAGAUCAAAGCGCGGUCGGGCCACGACAACAAGACCGUCUACGAGUAUCUGUUCACGCAGCGGAGGAUGCGGCGAGCUCCGGCAGCGAGGGGCGCCAAGAAGCCGCUGCAGCAGCCGCAGACGCUGCCGCAGCACCAGGCGGCCAAGACGCAGACGAGGCCGCGUUGCCACCGGAGACGCCUCCACGUCAACUUCAAGGAGAUGGGCUGGGACGACUGGAUCAUCGCUCCGCUGGAGUACGAGUCCUUCCACUGCGACGGCGUCUGCGACUUCCCCAUCCGCUCGCACCUGGAGCCCACCAACCACGCCAUCAUACAGACGCUGAUGAACUCCAUGGACCCGGAGUCGACGCCACCCACCUGCUGCGUCCCCACGAGACUCAGCCCCAUCAGCAUCCUCUACAUCGACUCGGCCAACAACGUGGUGUACAAGCAGUACGAGGACAUGGUGGUGGAGUCGUGUGGCUGCAGGUAG
Scomber japonicus (chub mackerel) is the source of this 1755-nucleotide messenger RNA. It is a transcript of the gene gdf5, whose product is annotated as growth differentiation factor 5. NCBI's taxonomy places the organism in Eukaryota, Metazoa, Chordata, Actinopteri, Scombriformes, Scombridae. The transcript is spliced from 2 exons. Gene Ontology annotation, molecular function: growth factor activity; cytokine activity. The record is from RefSeq and is a predicted model, not a curated record. Gene Ontology annotation, biological process: BMP signaling pathway; SMAD protein signal transduction. Bases 1 to 1755 code for a protein of 584 amino acids. Gene Ontology annotation, cellular component: extracellular region.